AUGCGAGGAAAUUCGGAUGGUCCUGUUGCUGUAGCAAACUCUACAAGCGCUGAAUUGUCGAAUUUGUCAUCAAGAGGUGCUGGUGCUAAGGAUACGCACAGUUAUGUGGGAUUCGCAAAUUUUCCAAAUCAGGUUUUCCGACGUGCUGUCAAAAACGGUUUUGAGUUCACGCUCAUGGUUGUUGGACAAUCCGGUUUGGGCAAGUCGACAUUCAUAAACUCGCUAUUCUCGACCGAAGUUAACAAUCCUGCACCUCAUCCGGAGAAAACGCUUGCGCCAACGACUCAAAUCGAAGAGAAAACCGUCCGGCUGAUAGAGAACGGUGUGGCGUUGAACCUGACUCUGGUGGAUUGUCCAGGAUUUGGCGAUGCUAUUGACAAUAAUAAAUGUUGGGAGCCAGUUGUGGAUUUUGUGGAGCGAAAAUACUUGGAGUAUUUCUCAGAGGAGACGAAAAUCGAACGAUGUGCAAUCAUUCCAGACAAACGUGUUCACUUGUGUCUCUAUUUCAUAGCACCUACUGGACACGGAUUGAAGCAAUUGGAUAUUGAAUUCAUGAAACGUUUACAUGAACGUGUAAACGUGAUUCCAGUUAUUGCGAAGGCUGAUACGAUGACUGCUGAUGAGUUGAUUAGAUUCAAGGCACAGGUUCGGCAAUCAUGA
Molecule: messenger RNA, 660 nt
Organism: Anisakis simplex (herring worm)
Lineage: Eukaryota; Metazoa; Nematoda; Chromadorea; Rhabditida; Anisakidae
Source: the annotation of a GenBank genome assembly